Aspergillus clavatus NRRL 1 is the source of this 546-nucleotide messenger RNA. Its product is annotated as glycoside hydrolase family 134 protein. The record is from RefSeq and is a predicted model, not a curated record. The coding region runs from base 1 to 546 and encodes 181 amino acids. Lineage: Eukaryota; Fungi; Ascomycota; Eurotiomycetes; Eurotiales; Aspergillaceae. The transcript is spliced from 5 exons.
AUGAAGUUCACCACCCUCAUCACCCUCUGCGGUCUCACCCAGCUCGGCCUCUGCGCCGCAGAUCGUGGCAAGUAUACCGUCAGUGGACUUGGUCAGCGCAAGCAGGCCGUCCUUGGUGCCGGUGGAAGCACCCUGGACCUGGCCAUUGCCAUGCUCGAGGCUGAGAAGAUGGGAACUGACUAUACCUACGGUGACGGCAAGACCGGUGACGCCACCAACUUUGGCAUCUUCAAACAGAAUUGGAUGAUGCUGCGUACCUCCACCAGUGAGUUCAGCGGCCAGACCGCCGCUAAUGUCAAAAAUGGUGCUAUCCUGAACACCGACCUUAAAAAGGAUGUUCGGGCUCGCCAGGAGAGCGAGAAGCAUUAUGGCUUUGACACCUGGAUUUCUGGCCAUCGCAAUGGAGUCUCCGGGCUGAAGAACCCAGGCACGCAGGAUAUCAAGAACUACAAAUCCGCUAUCCAGUGGAUCCAGAAGCAGAUUGAGAGUGAUUCCAAGUACCAGAAAGAUGACACCCGCUUCUGGGUCGAUGUCGUUGCUAUCUAA